Messenger RNA from Penicillium soppii, 2832 nucleotides. RefSeq names its product putative DUF221 domain protein. Gene Ontology annotation, molecular function: calcium-activated cation channel activity. Gene Ontology annotation, cellular component: plasma membrane. NCBI's taxonomy places the organism in Eukaryota, Fungi, Ascomycota, Eurotiomycetes, Eurotiales, Aspergillaceae. The transcript has 3 exons. Bases 1 to 2832 code for a protein of 943 amino acids. The record is from RefSeq and is a predicted model, not a curated record.
AUGGAUCUGCAUAGCAUGAGCUUAGUCGCUCGAGCGGACGGGGCAGACACUUUGCUGGAUCUUAUUGCGAAUCCCUUUCGCUCUGCAUUCACAGUUACAGCUAUUUGGGCCUCGUUAGGCACCUCGAUCGGCGUCACUAUCCUUCUCGCCCUCCUGUUUUCCCUCAUCCGACCCCGUCACUCGCUCGUCUAUGCGCCCAAAGUUAAACAUGCAGACCUCAAACAUGCGCCGCCUCCGGUAGGGAAGGGUCUCUUUGCCUGGCUCAAGCCAGUGAUCCACACACGGGAGGCUCAGCUGGUGGAAACGGUCGGAUUGGAUGCUGCGAUUUUCCUACGUUUCGUCAAGAUGUGUCGGAACAUCUUUAUCUUUCUCAGCAUCAUCGGAUGUCUUGUCAUGAUACCAGUGAACAUCACACAGAGCUCAAGCCCGAGUGACAAGUCGGAGUCUUCCACCUUCAACAUGAUGACCCCCUCAACAUCACCAACCCCACAGCCAUUUGGAGCCAAGUUAAACUACCGGGCUGUUCGAAACCUCCGGAGGCAGUAUUUCCAGAGUUCUGAGUACCAGAGGAGCUUACAUGCCCGUACUCUCAUGAUCACGGAUAUUCCUGUAGCUGAUCGUACCGACGAAGGAAUCCUACGCCUCACCGACGAAGUCAACCCCACGGCUGCUCUGCCACGUGCUUCCAUCGGCCGCAAUGUCAGAGACCUCCCCAAGAUCAUCAAAGAGCACGAGGAAGUUGUGCGAGAAUUGGAAUCUGUUCUCGCCAAAUACCUCAAAAAUCCGGACCGACUCCCCGCCAAAAGACCUAAAAUUCGUCCGCCUCGCUCACAGCGGAGUAAACAUCCAGAUGGCAAGGUUGAUGCGAUUGAUUAUCUGACUGUUCGGAUUCGGGUAUUAGAAGAGGAAAUCAAACACGGGCGAGCCUCGAUUGAUCGCCGAAAUGCCAUGUCCUACGGCUUUGCUAGUUGGGAAAACAUUGAGCACGCCCACGCGGUGGCAUGGAACUCUCGCAAGAAAAGCCCCAAAGGUACUACCAUUACUCUUGCGCCAAGGCCUAGCGAUCUUAUCUGGGAAAAUUUACCCCUCACAAAAUCGGCCCGCAAAUGGAAGCGAUUCAUUAAUUCCAUCUGGGUCACAUGUUUGACUCUCGUGUGGAUUGCUCCUAACGGUCUGAUUGCCGUCUUUUUGUCCAACUUGUCAAACUUGGGCCUUGUGUGGCCAGCAUUUCAGACCUCUUUGGAGGCCAAUCGAACUGUCUGGGCUGCUGUCCAGGGUAUUGCCUCUCCUGCGCUCACAUCGCUUGUGUAUCUAUUGCUUCCGAUCAUCUUCCGUCGACUUUCUAUCCAAGGUGGCAGCAAAACCAAAACAUCCCGAGAACGUCAUGUUCUUGGGCAUCUUUAUGCAUUCUUUGUUUUCAACAACCUUGUUGUAUUUUCACUCUUCUCCGCUGCCUGGGGAUUUGUGACGAUUGUGAUCGACAAGACCAACAAUCAUGAAGAUGCUUGGCAGGCCAUCGUGGAAAGUCGGUUGUAUGCCCAGAUGGUGAGUGCUUUGUGCACUGUGUCGCCGUUCUGGGUUACCUAUCUAUUGCAGCGCAACCUCGGUGCCGCUAUUGAUCUUGCCCAACUGGUUACAAUGGUGUGGGUAUGGUUUGCGAAAACAUUCCUUUCGCCAACCCCUCGACAAGCUAUUGAAUGGACUGCACCACCAGCUUUUGACUACGCUAGCUAUUACAAUUACUUUUUGUUCUAUGCGACUGUGGCAUUCUGCUUCGCUACUUUGCAGCCCAUCGUGCUCCCUGUGACAGCAUUGUACUUCGGAGUUGAUGCCAUUCUGAAGAAGUAUUUGUUGAUGUACGUGUUUGUGACCAAGAACGAGUCGGGAGGCUUAUAUUGGCGGGUCUUGUUCAAUCGCUUAAUCUUCGCCACCAUUCUCGCCAAUGUGGUUAUCGCCUUGGUUGCUAAGUCUCGCGGUACAUGGACUAUGGUGUUCUGUGUGGCCCCUCUCCCUUUCUUGAUGCUUGGAUUCAAGUUCUAUUGCAUGAAGACAUUCGACUCCGACUGCGAGUACUACAACCGCGCAAAUUUGACAGACGCCGAGGCAUUGGGUGUACAGAAGACCGACAAAAAGGCUGCAGAGCGCUUGAACUCCAAGUUCGGCCACCCCGCUUUGUACAAACCACUUUUGACUCCUAUGGUGCACGCCAAGGCCGCCGCAGCACUGAAGCAAAUCUACCAGGGCCGUCUGGAUCAUGGUGAUAUGGCCGGCGAGUACUCAGACGUUGCCAUGAACCCGAUGCUCCCAGCCCAACCUGGCAAGUCGUCUACCGACCCAUCACCCUUCGAGGUCGUGCCAGAAAAUCACCUGGAUUUCUCGUACUACAAGAACCGUGCCGAUUUCCGGGACGAAUUCGGCGGUGGUAUCUAUGGCCGGCCCGAGGACUUGAUGACAGAGCGUUCCCAUACCCCCCGCAGUCAUUUAGGAGGCGAAUGGUCACCUAGCUCAUCACGGGCCUCAUCACCUGCACCUUCACUCCCCUCAAUAGCGCCUUUGAGGAUGAACGAAGGCUACGAAAACUCCGAUCCAACAGGGUUAAUCCACCCGGCCUUCCGGGUUCCCCUGUCUCGAGGCGACAGUGGCACCUCGGUGCCGGGGCUCUACUCGCACGGGGACGAGGCCGAAUCCGGUCUUCUACGCCAUGCACAGGUCCCUGCACAGACAGAUCCCUCCAACCCGAUCGAUCGCUGGCGCACCCGUGGCUACGGUCCUGUUGAGCAAGAUGACGAGCCUCCGUAUACCUCUUAUGACGCAUACCGUGUCCAGCGAUAA